Messenger RNA from Closterium sp. Yama58-4, 918 nucleotides. Lineage: Eukaryota; Viridiplantae; Streptophyta; Zygnematophyceae; Desmidiales; Closteriaceae. The record is from the annotation of a GenBank genome assembly.
AUGGGGGAUGGGGGGGACGGGGCCUCAUGUGCUAUAACGGGUCACAAGGUGGCUGUUAAGGCGUACGUCAAGUCUGCCCUAAGCGCCCUGGAUAGGCACAGGAUCAACCGGGAGGUGGCGCUACUGAUGACACUUAAUCACGAGCACAUAAUCCAGUGGUUGGGUCACUUCGAGGACCCUCAGUGCGUGUACAUAGUGCAGGAGUGGGCGACAGGGGGGGACCUGUUUGAGGAGCUGAGGGCGAGCGGGGGGCACAUGGGGGAGGCGCGCAUAGCCAAGCACAUCCUGCUGCCGCUGCUGUCCGCCCUGCACCACAUGCACAGCAGGGGGAUCGUGCAUCGGGAUUUGAAACCAGAGAAUUUACUUCUCACCUUCCACGGUACUCUCAAGGUGUGUGACUUCGGUCUGGCCAUCAACAUGAAGGAAGAGCGCCCAGCCAGCCGCCUGGGCACCCUCCAGUACAUGGCGCCUGAGGUGGUGCAGAUGGCACGGGGGCAGCGCGGGCGAGGGGGGCACGGGGGGAGGGGCAAGGUGGAGGAGAAGAAGGGGGGAGCAGCAGGGCUGGGGCAGGUGGUGGGUAGCGCUGGUGGCGCGGGUGGCGCUGUUAGUGGUGCUGAAGGUAAAAAUGGCACUUCUCCGAUGCUUGAAGGAGCGUACGAUGAGAAGGUGGACAUCUGGGCAUGUGGAGUGCUGGUGUACGAGCUGGUGAUGGGACAUCCGCCCUUUGAGGGAGCAUCCGACAUGCACACAGCCACCAACAUCAUGCACCGGGAGCUCGUGCCUGAUGCGCUGCCCGCUGCCAUGUCACCUGCAUGCAAGGACUUCAUCUGCCGAGUGAGUGAUGUGUGCAAUGUCCCUUUUCCUUUGAGGGGGCAUCAGACAUGCACACAGCAACCAACAUCAUGCACCGGGAGCUAG